Messenger RNA from Fonsecaea multimorphosa CBS 102226, 1887 nucleotides. RefSeq lists its product as uncharacterized. The record is from RefSeq and is a predicted model, not a curated record. Gene Ontology annotation, biological process: regulation of DNA-templated transcription. Gene Ontology annotation, molecular function: zinc ion binding; DNA-binding transcription factor activity, RNA polymerase II-specific. The coding region runs from base 1 to 1887 and encodes 628 amino acids. The transcript has 2 exons. NCBI's taxonomy places the organism in Eukaryota, Fungi, Ascomycota, Eurotiomycetes, Chaetothyriales, Herpotrichiellaceae.
AUGACUCCCGAGCAGUCUUCGUCACUGAAGCGACCUCGCUCCCCGACUGAGCCCCAUCCCCUCCCAGCAGCAAAGAUCCCCCGGACCGCUACGAACCACCUGCAGAUCAACUAUCUUGUCCGGCAACACAAGGAUACUAUACCCCUCGUCACGGUCAAUGACAAGCUCCCCGAAAUAGCUCGCUUGCUGGGCGAAUACGAUGGGGUUCUACAACGCCAUGAGAGCAUGGCAGGUAACCUGGGAGCUUGUCCUGUCGGCCCAAUCCUCGUUAAGCGUUUCGAGAAAAUGUUUGACGGCCCACCCAAGAUCCUUAAAUCCCAUGCAAAAGAUGCUCAUGUUACCUGGUUAGACGUGGUCGAAUUUGCCCAGAACAACCCCAAGCAAUUCAACCUGGAAAGAACUCGCAAUGGAGUGCGGGUCUGCCAGUUCUACACCAAGCAGUGUCGGGUCGAGAUCUCGGAGGAGGAUUUUGUCCUCAUUGCCAGUGGUAUGCCUCAGAAACUCAUCCCACCGCAGCCCAUCCUCGAAGACGAAGAGAAGGAACUGGGCGUUAUGGAUCUCUUGGACCGCAAUCUCGGCCAGGUCAUCCAGCUUGCAGAUCAAGUGUCUGGCCGAGCGCGACAACUGAUUCACAAGAUGAAGGGUCGGCGUACAGCAAUAUUGAGCAGACGCGAGCAGGAAGCCGAGGCAAAAAGACACGCCACAAGAACCGAAGCUGCGCCUAUUUCGCCCGUAGAUACGAACGGGGUCAGCAGCGCCCGCCCAAUGAGGAGUAUCGAGGUCUCUCAAUCUCCUCCGGUCGGAUUUACCGCGGUCAAUCUGAGACAAUCCGCGGCGGCGGAAUCGGAUCUGCGACGUCCGUCUUCCACCAGCGACGUCCUAAGGAGUACUACCGACGACGCUUAUGGCUCGUCAAGUGCGGGAAACGUCACCAUUAUCAACGGCAAGUCGAUCAAAGAUGCUUCUCCCUCCCAGCGAGCCGAAAUGAUGAAGAAUUUCUUAACGCCAAGCGAGCGGGAAGCCGGUCUGACUGAAGAUACCGUUCGUCGGUCUUCUCUGGGAGCCGGUACUACUCGAACACAGGCGAUGCAAGCGUCCUCUGCAGACAAACCGCGUUCCCGUUCGAUCGAACUGGCUGCUGGGAGUGUGUCGACAGUGGCGAUACCGAAUACUCCGGCAUCUUUGAUGCCUCAUAUGAAGCCAGUCACAUUGGAUAGGGAUGACGGCGGGCCUUUCAAGGCGGAGAUGGUACGACGAAUGGAUAAUAUGUGGAAAGGCGAUCGGGUGAUUCCUCCCUGCGAUCGAUGUCGAAGAUUGCACAUGGACUGUCUGAAGAACCUCACAGCGUGCAUGGGGUGUACCAAAAAGCACGCUAAAUGCUCGUGGAAGGAGGUCAAGGCGGAGGAAUUGCAGCUGACAGGACCCGAGUCCACUUCGCCCGACCGGGAAACAGCACGGGAGGAUUUGGGCAGGGAGAGUGCACCCCCUCUCAGUGCGGGAUCCACUCUCGAGUCCAAUCGCCACGCAGAUGAAAUGCAGAGGUCCGCGAGCAUUGCUCGAGCCUCUCUAGAUCUAGCAGGUGAAAAGUCACUCACUGCAAAGGAUGGUGGGUUACGGGAGACGCAAGCAGAGUCGACUGCAAAGGUUGAGAGGAUUCCCGCGAGCGCUUCGACGGGACGGUUUGACGUCCGGCCACCGCCGUUGGUCCAGCAAUUGCAGGAUGCUGCAGAUGACCGAUCACCCAGUGGGCCAAGUUCUUACCGUCCAACCUUCUCACCAAGAGAGAGGGACUACAUGGAGGACCAUGACGACGACGACGAAGGCGAUCGAUUGCAGGCACUUGCGGCACGAGUAUACCGAAGCGCGUCUCAAACUGGCCAUCGCUAG